This is a messenger RNA of Danio rerio (zebrafish), 1620 nucleotides long. The record is from RefSeq and is a predicted model, not a curated record. NCBI's taxonomy places the organism in Eukaryota, Metazoa, Chordata, Actinopteri, Cypriniformes, Danionidae.
AUUGAAUAAUGGCGAACAUGCGCAUGAUCAGUUGCUUUUAAUUCUUUGUUUGAACACUAAACGCUUUAAAGGUUACACAUGAGUGUGUUGUUUUGCACGAGUCUCUAAAUAUGGUAGCCAUAAAGAAAGUGUUUUUACCUUGUAGCGUUAUGGAGAGACGUGAUGAAUCGCUCGACUUGAUGUUGGAUUUAGAGACAUCUGCUGGUGAACGGUGGAAAUGCACAAACAUUUUAUUCCUUCUCAGGAAGAUGUUGUCUUUUGAGGGUAAAUCUUUAAGAAAGCUUAAAUGAGGAGGAAAAGUAUGAAUUUUUAAUCAAAUGUGACUUUAAGAGAUUUUAAUGCUGCUGUUUGAGUCUUGGAAUAAACACAAAGCGUGAUGUGUGUGUUUCCUGGGCGCGGGUCAGCUGACCUCAAGCGGAACCAAUCAGAUUUUGGCUGUCAGGAAGACAAACCGAGAUCUGCGCGAGUCUGAAGUUUACAUGUGUUCACGCAACAUUCAUACAUGAAUACCGAGGUGUCGGUGCUGUACUUUGCCAAAAGUGCCGAAUUAACGGGACUUAAAGCGGAGAUUAUUACCGUUCCUUCAAACAUAUCGUCUGUGCAGCUCUGGCAGGAUUUGGAGAACAGACACCCAAGGCUCUCUGUGCUGCGGGGUAAGGUGGUUCUGGCUGUGCGUCAGGAGUUUGUGUCUCUGUGUGAGCAGCCGCUAAGCCUCAGGGACGGAGACGAGCUGGCCAUCAUCCCGCCACUCAGUGGAGGAUAAACUAACUCCAGAGGUAUGGCUGCCGAUGGGGGUCGAGAUCUAAUAACUCUCACCACUGACAAACUUUUUGCUGACAGAGUGUCUGAAUCGGUUACAUGUCCUUCCUGUGGUGCUGUUUCUCUGUUCAUUGGGACUACCAGAGAUAAUUUCGAGGGUAAGAAAGUGGUCCGGCUUGAAUACGAGGCCUACGCUCCAAUGGCAGAGUCUAAACUGAAGAAGAUCUGCAGUCACAUCAGGACAAAGUGGCCCAGUGUGAGACACAUUAACAUACAACACCGACUCGGUCUGGUUUCUGUAACCGAAGCGAGUGUUAUUAUUGGCAUCUCAUCACCGCACAGAAGUGACUCCCUGGAAGCGCUCAAAUAUUGCAUCGACACACUCAAAGCUACUGUGCCAAUCUGGAAAAAGGAAAUAUACGAGUCCGGGGAGCCUUGCUGGAAGGAGAACAAGGAGUGUUUGUGGGCGGAUGGUGGAAAACAUCCCAAAGAAAGCUGAAAAAGUCCACUAGUAAAUGAGCUACAGUAAAUCUCAUGAAGCAUCAAGGAGGUUUUAUUGCAAAAAUAAAAAGCCUACAGUUCACCUGGAGAAACACAAAUAAAGAUACUAAUCAAAACAGUUCAUCUUACAGUUUAAAUGUAUUUUUAAAGAAUAGAUGCCUUUUAAAAAGUGCAACAACAUUAUGUAAACAUGAACUAAACGCUUUGGAGCUCAUUAGUAGUUAGACCUGUUUUCCAAAGACAUCACACCGUCAGCAGAAGGCAAAACCCUGAAUUCUCAUAUCUUAACAUUGUACUGGCAACGCUUUAUAUUACUUUUAUCAUUUAAAAAUUUUAAAUAAAGCCUAAUAUUAUUAUUAA